Messenger RNA from Alexandromys fortis (reed vole), 3191 nucleotides. RefSeq names its product seminal vesicle secretory protein 3A-like. The coding region runs from base 959 to 1753 and encodes 264 amino acids. Gene Ontology annotation, cellular component: extracellular exosome. The transcript is spliced from 6 exons. Lineage: Eukaryota; Metazoa; Chordata; Mammalia; Rodentia; Cricetidae. Gene Ontology annotation, biological process: sperm capacitation. The record is from RefSeq and is a predicted model, not a curated record.
CUGGACUAAAUAGAGCAGGUAGCUCGGGCAGAUGACUAUGGGUCAUUUUGUUGUUGCGCAGUGAGGAACAGAAGGGACACUGAAGAGCUCUGGGUCUGCUAACUGGGUGAAACGAACAAGAGAACACAACUAAGAUUAACACAUCUUUCCAGCCUUAGCAGAGAAGCUUCCCGUCCCCCAGUAGAUGAUGAUUUACAUGGAGACGCACAACUGGUCAAGUCAUAGAGAAGAAGAGAUGGCAUACUGUUUAGCCCUAGAUGGGACCUUUCUAUCACACCCUCUCUGCCAAAGGCCCAGGGACCCUGUAGAGCCUGGGUCAAUGCUAAGAGCCAGAGGCAAUGGCAGACUGCAAGGAAACUGUUUUCUGGAUCUGGUAGGACCGUUGUACACACAGACUCAGCACUUGCGGCAGCGUGCACAAGGUCUGGAGAAGAUCAAGCCUGGCAGAAUCCAGGGUGGAAAGGGACGGUUCCCGGUCGCUCUAGAAGACUUCUACUGGGAGACAGCAAAUGUCCGAGCCCUGGGACCUUUUGAGAAAAAAAAAAAACAGAUCUGUGUCCAUGUCAUCCAGAGAGAAGCAAAGGUGCACAUCGUCUUCGUGGUACAGCAGGACACUAAGUGGACCACGCCCCACACUCGAACCACAAAAGCUUGGACAGGCCCAGGUCACUCUUGUGAUCUCUGCCUGGAAUUGCUUCUGGAAACAUCAUGUGACGAUCUUGAGGUGGCGAUAAAGAUUUUCUGGGACAUGUGGGGUUAGACAAAGACUCCGACAUCAUGUGUCUACGGUCUCUAGGAAUAUUGACAAUAUCUCCUACUGAGAGGAGGGCAGAGGCCCCAUGCCAGAUAAGUGGGAACGGGUAAGGCCUUUUGUGACUCCAGCCACAUCUAUGCACCCAGCAAGCAACAUAUAAAGCAAUGGUCAACUGAGCUCUCAGUGAAGGCCCCUCCUGGUGAGAUGAAGUCCGUCUUCUUCAGCCUUUCUCUGCUCCUCCUUCUGGAGAAGCAAGCAGCUGGGAUAGGAAUCUACGGUGAGACAAAAGGACACUUUCUAGUAAAAACGUCCCCAGUUGUAUAUUUCCAGAAAGACCAUUUCCAGUAUGGGUCCAGAAGAGCACAGGAGGAUGGAGCUGAAGAAAGCAGUUUUGAGCAAACUAAGCACCGUGUGUAUGGCCAGGAUGCUGAUGCUGACCUGGGAGAGACUCAGAGCUCACAGCAACAGACAGGUGUAAGCGAAGACAUAGCUUGUAAUGAAGAAGAUGAGAUUAGCCAACAAAAAUCCCGACUUCAGUCCCAUUCACAAAUAAAAUCCCAAACACAAGUAAAAUCCCACGUAGCCCAGGUGAAGUCCCAAACAGGCCAGCUCAAGACCCUAGGCCAGGUGAAAUCACAAAUCAAGCUGAAAUCCCACAGAGCCCCUCUGAAAUCCUCCCAGGCAUCACAAACUCUCCAGGAAGCCUUUCCUCAGCAAAUCAAGGGCAAAGCACAUGCCCUGGAUGAAGACCAGGCCCAAGUGCGUCAGCAGCAUAAAAUGGUUCACAGGCUCAAAAGCAGGCUUGGCUGGGCCAAGAGAGCAGCAGAGUUCCUUCCGUAUUUCAGACAGCACUUCCAUGGCUAUGAUGAGUAUUUUGUGCAGUUUCAAGGACAACUGCAGGGUGGAAUUCAUCCCACAAAGCCUUUCCACCAAGCUCAACAGACGUGCUACUGUCCAAACGGAGAGUUAAUCCUGUAUCAAGACGCCUUCACAGAAUAACACGUUCCCUAUCGGUCAAGGCCAGGACACAUUUAGAGGUAAGUGUCUCAGCUGGCGGGAGAGCUACCUACCCAGUGUUUGUAGGUGGAACACGGGGGACUGCCUGGGCCCAGUGUGAGAUUGGUAGUGAGGCCCACAGCAAUGGAUGUGCUGACAGCAAAGUGUGUGGAGCUGAGCUCCAUUCUCUGUGAAGCAAGCACCCGGCAGAGGCAGAGCAAGCUACCUGAGCUCUCAGUGUGCCUCAAAUUCCUCUUCUUAGGGAGUCUCUUCUACAUUUAUUUUGCACAUGUGCAGCUAUUCUGCUCUGAACACACAGCACUUAGAAGAUCAUGUAAAUUUAAGAUGUAUUUUUGUAACUUCUUAUGCUUUCCAUGGAUAUGGUUCACUUUCUUGCUACGUUGUUACAAAGCAUGAGUGCUUUUGUUUCACAUACCAAUUAGUGUUCUUCCAUCCCAUAUAGGGUUCCCUUAUCCUAUAGAGACUACUGAUCCAUGGGGUUUUGCUUCAUCUUUGUGAAUAAAGGCAGUAAAUGAGUCCUAAGAACCAUCCCUGUUUGUGAUGCGGGAACUGUGAAAAGGGAGGCACCAGGGUGGUGAGGGGUCCGUUCCAGGGGAUGUUUGCUCUAUCAGGAGAGAAAUCUUCCGCCCACCCGGGGAGGAAAAGGAUCUCACCUGCAUGUUUGCAUCAAGGGGCACUUCGUGUGAAGGGAAGGAAAGCAACAGAACUGUGGGCCCAGUGACCAGUCGUGGCUCCAAAUGGCCAUAAUUUGGUCCAAGCAGACAAGGGACCUGGCCACACUCACUUCCUGUCUGUUGGUUUUCACUCUUGUGCAUGCCCAUCUAUGUCCUCUCUCCAGAGGAGUCGCCUGACCUGUGUGGACCGUGAUGUCUUCAAGAUGCCGACUCCCUUGCCGUCCUAGAUGCUCUUGAUCCCCUCACACUGCUGCCCCUAAGGCUUUCUUACCUGGGCGCAUCCUCACACCAAUGCUCACUAAUAAAGAGAUCCUAUCUGACUUCAUUUGCUUUCGAGUAUUGAAAUCUCCAUUUCCUACUAGUUUUGGGGCUUGAUAGCAUCCCUUCAAAUGACAGUUCCAAAUUGAAGUGUCAGAACAUUCUUGUAGCAUUACAGAUAAUAGCAAACACGUGUUUCCCAAUAAAGACAAUAGUUCGGCAUCAGUUGCUUUUAACAUGUUUCUAUGCUAUGAUUACGUGUGUGUGUGUGUGUGUGUGUGUGUGUGUGUGUGUGUGUGUGUGUAUGAGUGCAUAUUCUUGCCUGCCAGGUAUGCUUACGAAGUUCAGAAGAUAACUGAACUUCGUAAAGUAGUUCUCUAAAGUAGAUUGGUGCUCCCAGGAGCAGAUAUAUCUCAUUGUCAUUAAAAAAAAAAAGAGCUCAUGUUACUAAAACAUAUUAAAUGCCAUAUUCUGUAGAUCUCUGAAGU